CGCGCAAGUUAAGAAAUAUUGCAGAGAAACUGAUAAGAACGCGCACUCUACUCUGCCAACCCACGCUGCUGGAUGACAUUUUUUCACGAAGAAAAUCAUUCGUAUUUGAGAUAUACUCAACAGCUGAACGCGAAAGUUUUGUGAAGUAGGAGAACGUGUAAACAGAGAAGAUGAGUACCAAGAAAGAUAUAACAAAGCCAUCGUUGGAUGCUGAGCAUUUUUCUGGAGAAACAGCUGAUCAUGGAUUUAAAUUCCAAGCUGAAAUUAUGUUCUAUUUGUGCCUUCAAAUCUAUCAUUUGGGCUGUGAGAGCUAUAGAUUGGGAUUUGAAGUGAAGGAGAUCGAUAAGCUCGAUGAUAUCAUUAUUGAUUGUACGUACAAUGGGCAAAAGUUUGCUUUCUUCAUCCAGGCAAAGCAUAAUACAGAGAGAAAUAAAGUUUUUCUCAAUAAUUUCUUCUCCCCAACUCAGGAUGGAGGUUUAAAGAAAUACUGGAAGAAGUACAAUUUGAGACAGUUUGUUGAGGCUCUAAUGUCUCAAAAGGUGCAAAAGAGCUUAGAAUACUACAAGGAUCACAUUCAUCGGUAUGUAAUAAUAACAAAUAAUUCCGUUGCGAGGGGUAAAGUUGAAUCGAUCGUUGAAAAUUGCGAAGGAUUCAAUGAUGUGUUUAAGAAAUUCCUCGAAGAUAAAUCAGUUGUAAUAAAAUUUGGCCUAGCUUUUAAUAAUGAAAUGCAACAUAUUAUCGAUGCAAUCAAUGAAGAGAGUAAGGAUAAAUCAAAACUACAUCAGCUAGAAGCAUCAUUUCUGCUAGAUAAGAUCGUUAUCCUAUCUAACGUUCCAAAUUAUGAAGAUCUCGAAGGGUUGUGUGAUAAAUUCGUAAAGAGCAUCUUUGCUAACAAUUACUCCGAUCUCAUGCCGCGUUUUUUGAGACAAAACCUAAAUGAUUUCAUAAAACCCAUCAACAAUAAACGAAAAUUCGUCAACGAGACGAAUUUUGCAAAACUCAUUGAAUUAUCAAUUCAAGAAGUUGAAUUAACACGAAUGACGGAAACAUUCAUUCAAUCAGUGAAAUUUCACGCGAAAUUUGAUAAGGAAAUUAUUGAGGAUUUUCGUAAUAAGCUGGAGGGGAAGAAAAUAAUCGAGUGUGAUGGAAGUGAAAAGUUAUCAGUUCUUAAGGUUUACGACGCACUUAAGUCGUCAGAAGUCAAAGUUUUCCUUCUGCAGCUAUCUCUUCUGACUAAAUCAUACGAGAACUGUUUCAAAUUGCCUAAAUCGAAAAUUAUUAUUUACGUUGAUUUCAAAAUUAACUUCCAACAUUUAUUGCAAUAUGAAAAUAUAAUUUUCAUUGUAUCGAAAGGUUGUUGCAUUGAGAAGAACAAUGAUUCAAAAAUUGUAAUGAGUAAGCCUAAAUUUGAAGAAUUCGACGUUGAGACGAAGAAAUCAUUCUUGAGGAAGAAAAUUAAUUUUCAAGGAUCUUCCGUUGCACUGUGCCGAAUUUAUUCUCUUAUCCACAACAACACUGAACUUGCAAUGAGCUUUUUUGAUAAUUUAGCUGAAGAAUUUGCAAACAGAAGUAAAGUUACUAUUGGGACGGAAUUCACGAAGAAAGCUGAAUUCUACAUCAUGAGAUAUUUUUCAGUUGAUCCCAAAAACGAUUUAAAUGAUCAGGAGCUUUUGAAGGACUAUUCCAAUGUUGUUAUUGUAGGUGAUCCUGGAAUGGGGAAAACUUUGACGACUGUUAAGUUAGCAAAUAAUUUGAAAACUGAAUUCCCGAAUUUCUGGGUUGGAGUUAUUUUUCUCAGCGAUCUAACAAAGAUCUUCAGUGAACACCAGAGCUUUGAUCAUUGGAGUACUGAAGACUUUAUUCUAAGAAUCCUCGUGAAUAAUCAGGAAAAUCUAGAAUUUUGCAAGAUUUUGCUAAGAAUCUUUUUGAAAGAAGAAAAAAGCUCUCCUAUUGCAAUUUUCUUUGAUGGCUACGACGAAAUCUACCCUCAAUAUAGCGAAAUUGUUCAAACUGUGAUCUCAAAAUUAAGAGAACUGAAUGUAAGAAUUUAUAUAACAACGAGAAGUCACUGUGAGGAAGACUUGAAAAGGCUUGGAAGCUUUUCAUUCGCUCAAAUGCACUUAUUCAAAGAAUUUCAGAGGAACAUCUUCAUGAGGACGUACAUAAAACUGAAGUAUCCUGACGAUGAUGUAGACAGCACAAUUACAAGGAUUAAUCAAGCAAUAUCUUCUGAGGUGUUUGAUGAAAAAUUUAUUGGAACCCCAAUUCUUCUACGUAUGAUCAUCGAUAUAUGCAAAAAGUCAGUCAAUUAUGCGGAAAACCUGAAAAAUUUAACAAUUUUCAAGAUUUACGACGAUAUCUUCGAGAUGUCCUUUGACAGUUACUACGCCAAAGAACGAAUAGAUGCAACCAAGAAUACCGUUGCAGGUAAAAGGAAUCUUGAACUGAAAAGGACAAAGGAAAUUUACUCAUUUAUUGCAAUCAGGGAAGUAGGGAUGGAGAAAGUGAUUCCUCAUAAUUUCAUUGAAUUUACGGAGAUUGAAGUAAUGGCUCGUGGAUUCGUUACAAGAAUAACAAGAAGUCUCUCAGAUGAUUCUGUGGGUUCUUCACAGAUCAAACAAUACCAUGAAUUUCGAUUCAUUCACCGGACUUUUGCUGAAUACUUUGUGGGAGAAGCAAUUUGUGGGCAGAUCAUGAAACAGAAUUUCAACUUAAUGAAGUACAUCAAUGAUCAUUGGAAAGAACAAAUCUCACAAUUUGCCUAUCUCUCGAUACUUGAUAAAGCCCAGAAGGGUAUCCUUGAAUUCAAUGCUGAUACCCUUGAAGGUUACUGCAAAAUCUUUCGAAGUCUGUACUUUAGUCGGAAAAGUACCAAUGAACAGGAUUUUGCAAUCUUUGUGAAGUAUAUUAAAGGAAAAUUAAGUUCUGAGCAGUUUGUAGAUUUUCUUGUGUACCAAUUUCAAGCCUAUAAACAAAUGACUCAAAAGCACAUAGAUUUCCUGCUGAAUUUCUUGGAAGGAGAAUGCGAAACUUCAGCUAUCAAUAACCUCCUUUCUGUCCUAGUAUCCAAAAACUUUACGGAUAAAAAAUAUUUUCAUACUGAUUUUCAAAAUCUCCUUAUCAGUAGAGGGGUUCAAACCGACGGUGAGUCCUUUGAAAAAAUUUAUAAGGAUUUUGGGGAUCAAUACAGGACAGAAACUCAAACGAACCUCAUGAAUAUGUCAAAUUUAUUUAGAAAAAACACCAACUACAGCAAGGAUGUUCACUUUGCGGUAUUUGAGAAUCGAAGAAAUACCAUUGUGCACGACGUAAGGGGCAAAAUAAUGACAAAGUAUGCAGAUAUAAAUCAAUUUGAUACACAAGAUACAGUUUUCAUGAAUUACUUAGCCCUCUAUUUGGAUGAAUCUUCAAAUUUUCUCAGAGAUCUCCUUGAAUAUUUCUUUGAGAAGAAAAUUCUAAUGGCGUUUUUUAGAAAAUUAUCACGAACAUACUUUAACAUUGACGAGACUGUUAAUCCAUUCAGUAUUCGUGCCUAUAGCAUAGAAGAUUGUUCGAAAUUCAUUGGAAUGUGUAUUAAAAUUUUCAUGGAAAAUCACUGGGAGAGGGUGGAUUUUGAAGGAAAGUCCCUGAUCUACUACUGCUGGACGAGUGAAGAUAAACUGAUAAUGACGCCUUUCUUGGAUCAUCUUCCUAUGGGGGUGAUUACUGACUUAGCUGCGAGUCCCAAAUUUAAUGGCAAAUCUGCAAUUGAGUAUUUUCACACUGAUCACGAUGCAACGGAAUUGCCGCUAAACUACCUAGAAUACCUAUACAAGACGUUACCACGAGAUGAUUUUUUUAAUCUCAUUGUACCUUCACAAAAUCCAAAUGCCUACCGAAAGAAUAUCAGUUUAUUUGAUAAUCUAUAUUGUUCAAUGCGGAAUAAUGUAGUUGAUGAAGAAACCUACGAUGCCAUGACUGAGAAGAUCGCCGUAGAAAUCAUUAAGGAACUCCAAGAAAAGCAGCUAAAUCUCCUCUAUCCUUUUGCUUGCAACUACUUUUACAUUGGACUACAACAUCCUCUUAUUGAUAUUUUAUUUGACAAAUUAACAAAGCUCUCAGAAUACAUAAGGAGCUUUGGAGAACGGAAAAACUACUACAUUUACUGCUUGAAGCAAGUCAAUGAGGAAGGAGACAACCUGCUUCAUAUUGCUGCGAAAAACAACAACAAUGACUUUCUCGAAUACCUCGCGAAAACCUUGUCUAUAGAAGAAUUGAUAGAAUAUCUAAAAGUGAAAAAUUACGAAGGGAAAAACUAUUUUCACUGCGUAACGGAUACUGUGUUGUGGAAAAAGAAAAUAAAACUACCCCAAAAGGAUCUCUCUGAAAUACUUCUGGACCAGGACCUAGCAGGAAGAACACCUUUUCAUAAAGCAAAUGCGGAAUUUUUCAUGUCCUGUAGCACGCUAUUUACUGAAGAUGACCUGAUUGCACUACUCAAAAUUCAGGAUACUGAAGGAAACAAUAUGUUGCAUCAUCUGGCUAAAGAUCCAUCAACUGCAGAAGAUACGAGGGAGCUAAAAUUAUUUAUUCAAUUAGUCAUUCAACCAAGGAUAAAGAAUGAAAUGCGAAAUGCAUAUUUAGUUCCUAAUAAAGAUGGAAAAACUGCCAAGGAUUUAGGAUUAUUUAGUUUUUAAAUUAAAAAGGAAAAUUAUUUAUUUAUUGUUUCAUGUUUUUCAGAAAUAGGGGUUAUGUACAACAUAUUACGAGAUAGUUUGAGAAAAUCCCUUUUUAUUUUAUUUUAAAUAAAUUAUAUUAUUUUCUAAA
This is a messenger RNA of Lutzomyia longipalpis, 4806 nucleotides long. RefSeq lists its product as uncharacterized. The record is from RefSeq and is a predicted model, not a curated record. The coding region runs from base 171 to 4676 and encodes 1501 amino acids. NCBI's taxonomy places the organism in Eukaryota, Metazoa, Arthropoda, Insecta, Diptera, Psychodidae. The transcript is spliced from 2 exons.